Messenger RNA from Myotis lucifugus (little brown bat), 589 nucleotides. RefSeq names its product membrane-associated phosphatidylinositol transfer protein 2-like. The annotation marks the transcript as partial. Gene Ontology annotation, cellular component: cytoplasm. The transcript has 4 exons. Gene Ontology annotation, molecular function: phosphatidylcholine intramembrane carrier activity; phosphatidylcholine binding; phosphatidylinositol binding. The record is from RefSeq and is a predicted model, not a curated record. Lineage: Eukaryota; Metazoa; Chordata; Mammalia; Chiroptera; Vespertilionidae. Gene Ontology annotation, biological process: phospholipid transport.
AGCUCAGACGUUCUCUGGGGGGGUCCUCGGUGAGCCCUGUCAUGGUUCUUUAAGGAACCUCGUCGCCUAGAAGUCCCAACACGCAGUUCCCCGUCGCCGGGAAGGCGUGGACUCCAAGAUGAUCAUAAAGGAGUAUCGGAUUCCUCUGCCGAUGACCGUGGAGGAGUACCGCAUCGCCCAGCUCUACAUGAUACAGAAGAAGAGCCGCAACGAGACAUAUGGCGAAGGCAGCGGCGUGGAGAUCCUGGAGAACAGGCCAUACACGGACGGCCCAGGCGGCUCCGGACAGUACACACACAAGGUGUACCACGUGGGCAGGCACAUUCCCAGCUGGUUCCGCUCCAUCCUGCCCAAGGCGGGCCUGCGGGUGGUGGAGGAGUCCUGGAACGCCUACCCCUACACUCGAACCAGGUUCACUUGCCCUUUCGUGGAAAAAUUCUCCAUCGACAUUGAAACCUUUUAUAAAACCGAUGCCGGAGAAAACCCCAACGUGUUCAGCCUGUCGCCCGUGGAAAGGAGCCAGCUGGUGAUCGGUAACGUCCACCACGACGCUCCCUCGCUGGGGAGGGCAGGGGCCCUUCUGGGCCGU